Molecule: messenger RNA, 3265 nt
Organism: Oreochromis niloticus (Nile tilapia)
Lineage: Eukaryota; Metazoa; Chordata; Actinopteri; Cichliformes; Cichlidae
Gene: tagapb
Product: T cell activation RhoGTPase activating protein b
Exons: 14
Coding region: 56-2614 (852 amino acids)
Biological process (GO): signal transduction; regulation of Rho protein signal transduction
Molecular function (GO): GTPase activator activity
Source: RefSeq, a predicted model, not a curated record
ACAGCACAGGACAGCAGAGGGGUCGAGGGCUUCCUCUGGGACCUGAGACACCAGGAUGGACGGUUCAGAUUAUGGAAUUGGAGCAAUGAGGAGAGGAAGCUAUGAUGAUGGUGCAGCUUCACUGCAUCCCCACCUCAGACACUUGGCUCAGAGACGGCGCUCAGCUCCAUCGCUGGUCUUUGGGAAGGCUUUGGGGAUGCCAUGGUCCCCUAUCAGGGAGGAGGGUCCCUGCUGGGUGUCUGUGGAGCAGAGUCCAUUUGUCCUCGGCCUCACCAGCGAGAACGGAGAGCUGCUGCUGGACGAGUGCGUUCAGGUCAGCGAGGGCUCAAAAACCAGGGAGAGACACCUGUUCCUCUUCAGCGACGUGAUUGUCUUCGCCAAACUCAAGUCGCCUGCCAGCUACCGACUGAAGCACAGAGUCAGUCUUGAGGACGUCUGGCUUUACAGUUUCGAGGAUGAACCGGAGGAAGAGGAUGGACUGAUUGGUGACAUUGACCUCAGGCUGACCCUCAUCCUGGCCUGGGAUCUCACGUUUUGUCUGGUGUGUUUUCGCUCGCCUGAGGUGAAAGAACGCUGGUUAGAUACUCUUCACAGAAAAGUUAAAGAAGCAAAAACGAGGACCGGUUCUUCUUCUUUUCCGCCAGACGUCCUGAUGAAGGUGUUGAGUGGCAAUAUCACAACCAAAACUCUAACAGGAGGUGGCAUGGAAGAAUUGAUUGAGUUUCCACUCGAUGGCAACGCGAAGAUCUGCGCUGUGUCGAAGCAGUUGAAUAAUCAAGAGGACAGGCAGAGACAGCCCACUGACACCAAGUGGAACGUGGUGAGGAGGAGGCUGUCAAAGGGCCGCAAAAAGCGACCAGAAAUAGAAAACAAGAUUCAGCUGUUUGGAGAGCCCCUCCACAAGAUAUGCCCAGACGAUUGCUCACUUCCCAAACCAGUCACAGAGCUGCUGGUGCUGCUGAGGAAGAAAGGCCCCUCCACAGAGGGAGUGUUUCGGAAGCCAUGCAACAGCAAGAGCAUGAAAGACAUCAGAGAGCAGCUGAACAGCGGCGGCAGCGUGGACAUGGGCGAUCUGCCCGUCGUUCUGCUCGUCGGACUGCUCAAAAGUUUUCUGAAGGAGCUUCCUGGCAGCCUGCUGAGGUCAGAGUAUUAUGACAAGUGGAUGGCGGCUCUGGACAUUGAAGACACCCAGCAGAGAACUCUGGAAAUCACAAAGGUGGUAGAUGAUCUCCCCGGGCUGAACAGACUCCUCCUGCAGCAUCUGAUCUGCGUCUUCCAUCACAUCCUGGAGAGUGCAGACAUCAACAAGAUGGAUGCCUACAAUCUGGCGGUGUGCAUCGGCCCCACGCUGCUGCAGCUGGAUGACACCUCGCUGGAGGAGCAGAAGGAGAAGAUGCAAAAGGUGACAGAUCUUACUCAGUUCCUGAUUGAGAACUGUGACAUUCUUGGAGAGAAUACCAAAGUCUUGCUGGACACCGAUGAAGACUCCGUCUCCUGCCAGCAUCAGGACUCUGCGUAUGAUAGCACCGACCCAGAUGGAGAUGCAGAGGUGGGAGAGAAUAUCAUGUCCACGUCUACAGAAUAUGGCUCUACUUCUUCAUCCUCAUCGCCGAGCCCCAGCACGACAACCUCUUCUUGGUCCGAUGCUGUCUUCAACACAAAGCCAGAAUUCAACCGCCGGUGCUCCGAGCCCAUCAUCCUCCUCUCGGACGAUCUCAAGGGCCUGUGCAGCCACGCCAGGAGCCACGAGGACUGCUCCACAGAAAAGGCAGAUUUUGGCGAGCAGCCUCUGAAAAAGCAGAUCUCCGAUGACUCCUUCUUGCUCAGAGGCCGUAGCGUUGCCAGGCCAACUAUGCCUUUCUUAAAAUUGAACACCUCCAAUGGAGAUCUGCAGCCCUUCAUGGGCAAAGACUGUUCUUGCUCUUCCCUCGAAAGCACUACCUCUAACCAUUCAGAGAGCUCUGUUUUCACUAGUUCCCCAAUGGUGUCACCAGGAUGCUCGAGGAAGGCAAAGGCCAGCAGCCAGCCUUCAGUGGCUGUUAAGGGACAGCAGGAGAUUUCCAAACCAGAAGAAAGGAAGCGCUCUCAGUCCAUGAGAGUUGCCACUAAAGUCCUAAUGAGGACCAGGAGCUUAGGAGCCUUUAGCAGAAGCAGCCAGAAAAGAGACUCACAGAAGGAAAACGCCUUCCCCUGUGAAACCCUCCAGGAGGACUUACAGAGUGAAGCUGACCCACCAGCCGAGCCUGUGGACAGACCACGCCCUCUGUCUGCGAUUGAAGUUUUCAAGCAUGUGGACAGCAGGCAGCCCUGCAGCCCUCCAUCAUACGAACAGGCGGUGCAGAAUGUGGGUCCCCCCCCACAGUAUCGCUCACUGACUGUAAAGGAGAUGAGGAGCAGGUCUCGUCCAUCCUCUGUAAAUUAUGACUCUAAGCCUCAGUGCAUCCAAAUUCAGGAAUGCAUUCCCCAGGAAUCAGACAUUGUCAAUCUACGGCAGCCUUUCCGCCAGAGAGCCAUGUCUGAGUCUGUGUCGACGCGUCAACACGAUGUCGUGUCACGGAGAUGCAGCCAGCCUGUGUUUGAGGAACUUUCCUAUGCAAAGGAGUCUUACGUUUGAUUGACUUAAUAUCUGCCUUGCAGAUUGGAUUUUGUCACAAUCUGCAAAUAUUGUAGACAGAAAUAAUUCACAGGCAUGAAUUACUGGGAGCAAAGCUGAAAGCCAGCAGCAACCCAAGCUUGGUGCACAAAGUCCAGUGUUUUUAUCGUUCACUGUUUCACUUUGGAUAAAUGUCAGCUAUGUGACGCCUUUAUGGCUGCACAUUCUCAGUAGUACUGUUAAGAGUACAAGUAUUAACUUCUGUGUAGUUACGAUGAUAGAUAUUUAGUCUAUCACAAUGAAGCUAUGAACACAGUUUGCUGUGGAGAAAAUAUGCUACGAAUUUCUAUGUUUCGUCUCAAGUGUUGUUUGUUAUGGUGAUAUGUACAGUAUAGUAUAAUAUAUGUUCACUAUGGUUUUUGUGUGUUUGUUUGUUUGCUUUAUGUGAAUCUAAUUCAUUGUAUAAUUCAUUUCUUAUUCUUCCACUACAUUAAAGCACUUUUCUGAUCAUUUUUUUUUGUAUUUGUAUGCUGAAUUGUACAUAAAGUAAGCUAGCAAUGUAUGUAAUCUUUAUCAAUGAGUGUUUUGGUGCCGUAAAGCGUGUGGUUAAACAGUUUUAAGUAACAAAGUGAAAAGAAUAUAAGAAUGCAAUAAAAACAAUUCCAAACUAAA